GUCGAGAUUAGAGGAAUUUGCGGGGUACAAGCUCUGAGGGGGAUGUGUACCAAAAUACCAUCUUCCUUCUCUCUUCGUAUCAAACAAGAACAAGUACACCAACAAAUGUCUCAAACACCAAGAUUGCCCUACUUCUCCUACUUGUCUUCAAUAAACCAGCAAAACAUAAUACUCCUUUCUUAGACUCCAAAAUGAGAAACAAUAACACCAAAGAUCACAACUUUCACCAAUUCUACUUCUUCCUUCUGAUUUCUCAGUUUCUUCUUCCAAUUCUUGCUAUACAAACUGAUACAAUCACCCCAACAAACCCUUUAACCAAAGAUCAAACAUUAAUAUCUGCCGGACAACUCUUUGAAUUAGGCUUUUUUACUCCAGUCGGUGCAAAUUCAGACAAAUGGUAUGUUGGAAUUUGGUACAAAGAAAUAGUAGUAGACAAGACUAUUGUUUGGGUAGCAAACAGAGCUAACCCUCUUUCAAGCUCAUCAACAUCAGUCCUGAAAAUUACGAAAACUGGCACCCUUCGUCUGGUCGAUGGUCAAACUGGGAAUUCCGUUUGGUCUUCGGACCAAACUCCGACAACCAACGUAGUAGCCCAACUCCUAGAUUCCGGGAACUUUGUCGUUCGACCGGAAAACGAUGAAACAGAACAGAGUUACACGUGGCAGAGCUUUGAUUAUCCAACAGACACUUUGUUACCUGGAAUGAAACUUGGGUGGGAUUCCAAAACUGGGCUGAACAGAAACAUAACGUCAUGGAAGACAUCAAUUGAUCCAGCUCCUGGAGAUUACACUUUCAAGAUUAACACUAAUGGUUUACCAGAAGCUUUCUUAACGGAUAAACAAGAAAUCAAAUACCGGAGUGGUGCUUGGAAUGGACUUAGAUUCAGCGGGGUCCCUGAAAUGAAGCCAAUUGAUAUUAUAACAUUUGAAUUUCAGUUCAAAUCAGAUGAAAUAUAUUACAUGUUUGAGUUACAUAACAAGACAUUGUAUUCCAGGUUGUUGGUGAAUCAUAGCGGUUUUCUUGAAAGAUACACGUGGAUUCCAACAAACAGUAUGUGGAAUCGAUUCUGGUAUGCACCAAAAGAUCAAUGUGAUGGUUUUAAAGUGUGUGGGGUAUCUGGAAUUUGUGAUACAAAUAAUUCACCAGUAUGUAAGUGUAUGGUAGGUUACAAGCCUAAUAAACAAGUGGCAUGGAAUUUGAGAGAUGGGUCUGGUGGGUGUGUUCGGUUUCAUAAAUUGGACUGUGAAACUGAUGAUUUUAACGAGUUGAAAAACAUGAAGUUGCCAGAUACAACGAGUUCUUUUGUGGAUAAAAAUAUGAACUUAUAUGAAUGUGAAGAUAUGUGUAGGAAGAAUUGUUCUUGUAUGGGGUAUACAAAUUCGAAUAUUACAGGAAGUGGGUCGGGUUGUGUGAUAUGGACCACCGAACUUGUUGAUAUGAGGCAAUAUGCGGCGGCGGAAGGUGGUCAAGUUCUUUACGUUAGGGUGGCUUCUUCUGACGCAGUGCAAAGUGGAGGUGUGGGAUCUGGAAACAGUUCUGGCAAGACAAAAACAAUUGCAAAAGCUGCUGGGAUUACAAUUGGUAUAGCUCUUGUGCUAUUUGGAGUAACCCUUUGCUUCUUAUCACAGAGAAGAAAGUAUCAAGGUUCAAUCCGAACUAAGUCUGCAAACAGAGGAACUAGUGAACGAAGUCAAGAACUUCUAAUGAAUGCAGCUAUUAUUCCAAGUAAAAGAGAUUUUUCCGGUGAAACUUCAACGGAGGAGUUUGAAUUGCCAUUAUUUGAUUUUGGCACCCUAGCUAUGGCUACAGACAAUUUUUCUGAUGCUACUAAGUUAGGGCAAGGUGGUUUUGGUUGUGUUUACAAGGCAAUGCUGGUUGAAGGUCAAGAAGUAGCAGUCAAAAGGCUCUCAAAGAACUCCGGCCAAGGAGUCGAGGAAUUUAAGAACGAGCUAAGAUUGAUUGCCAGGCUACAGCACAGAAAUCUAGUCCGGCUGCUUGGUUGCUGUGUCGAUAUGGAAGAGAAGAUGCUAAUCUACGAAUACCUGGAAAAUAAAAGUUUAGAUUCAAUUUUGUUCAAUAAACAAAAAAGCUCGCUGCUCAACUGGCAAAGGCGGUUCAAUAUUAUUUGCGGGAUUGCUCGGGGGCUUCUAUACCUUCACCAAGAUUCAAGAUUUAGGAUCAUCCAUAGAGACCUUAAAGCAAGCAAUAUUCUCCUUGAUAAAGAUUUGACCCCGAAAAUAUCAGAUUUUGGCAUGGCAAGAAUUUUUGGCGGGGAUGAGACCGAAGGAAAUACAAAGAGAGUCGUCGGAACCUACGGUUAUAUGUCUCCAGAAUAUGCAAUGGAUGGCCUCUUCUCUGUUAAAUCUGAUGUUUUCAGCUUUGGGGUUUUGGUGUUAGAAAUAGUAACCGGGAAGAAGAACAGGGGAUUCUAUUAUCAAAAUAACCAACUCAACCUUCUUGGACAUGCAUGGAGACUAUGGAAAGAAGGGAAGGGCUCAGAGCUACUGGAUCCAUCUGUUGGAGAAUCGUUUUCUCCAUCUGAAGUAAUGAGGUGCAUACAGGUUGGACUAUUGUGUGUCCAGGAGCAAGCAGAUGACAGACCAAAAAUGGAUACUGUGGUUUUGAUGUUAGGCAGCGAAAGCACAUCACUACCUCAGCCUAAAAACCCGGGAUUUUGUCUUGGAAGAAGACCUGUUGAUUCUGAUUCAUAUUCAACUAAUUAUGAAGAAACUUGCACUGUCAAUGAAGUUACAGUUACCAUGAUAGAUGGCCGGUAGUUGAUGGUAUCGCCCUCAAAAAGUGUAUAUUACUACAAGAGGUUCACAAUUUUCUCUUGCAUACUCUCUCUUUUUGUUUUUGGGUAAGUUUUGUGAAAGCUAAAGAGUAUAAUUAGGUCUUCUUUCCUAUUACAUUACAUACAGUUGUGAGUUCCAAAAAUAUCUCUUUUUGCAUCCAAUGUAACAGUUCAAUGAUUCCUUUUCCGUACCCUUGAAACUCAUUGUAAAUUACGGUGCCAUCAUUGAUGUGAUUCAGGUUAACUAGUUGUGCAUU
Messenger RNA from Lycium barbarum (goji berry), 3051 nucleotides. Its product is annotated as receptor-like serine/threonine-protein kinase SD1-8. The transcript has 7 exons. Lineage: Eukaryota; Viridiplantae; Streptophyta; Magnoliopsida; Solanales; Solanaceae. Gene Ontology annotation, biological process: protein phosphorylation; recognition of pollen. Bases 192 to 2777 code for a protein of 861 amino acids. The record is from RefSeq and is a predicted model, not a curated record. Gene Ontology annotation, molecular function: protein serine/threonine kinase activity; ATP binding.